AAGAGAGGUAUCCAUUUAACGGAGCCAUCUCGUGCUCGCAGCCAUCAGAUGCGCAAGAUAGGUGCAUGCUGGCGAUGUGCUAUGCAGAGAGAUCCUUGUGAUCACGGCGAUCCAUGUUCUAGAUGUGCUAUGCGCUCUCAGCGAGGUCAGAACUACUAUUUUGGAUGCGACCGAUCGAAAUUACCGGACUUUGUGACCGACUUCUUACCCCAGUCACUCUGCUUUGACCACACUAAGGGAGUGCUUGAAGAUACUGUGAGGACCGAGGUAGUGAAUUGGCACCGCGAGAAUAGCAUUGAUGUCUAUCUGUCCUGCGGCUAUGGCCCUCCGCUCAGAUGGAAGCUGACAGAGUUUUCGCCAAAAUCACCAAACCUGCUUUGGCAACUACAGUAUUUCCAAGACCCUCGCACUGGACGCUCCAUACCCAGGAAAAAGUAUUCGCCGCCGUACGGAUUGCUGAAGCUUGAUGGUGUCGAUGACAAAUCCUUCGAUGACUACCUGAAGGACCUUCUCGAGCCGUUCCACUUGAACGAGCUUGGCCAAAGCUUCUACGCCGAAGAGAACGAAGUGGACCAGGACAUGUUCCAAUGCCAAGUCCUCCAUAUGAUGUCGCGGCUGUACAUUGGUACUUGCGAUGACAAGCUUAAAUCUCUCCUGCGAGACAUCUUGCGGAUGAUGGUGAUCACAUGGAUAAUGGGCCACACCUUGACAAUAACUGAGGACACCCUACGCCCUGUCAUCAAUAACGUUCGCCAUUCCAGGAAACCAAACGAUUACGAACUUCAAGAAUUCACUUCGCCUCGCCUCGCCAAUAGGCAGCUCAAAUUCUUCUUCGGCGUCUUGCGCAACCAGAUGUAUGAGAAGUUAUUGAAAUGGCUCCAGCAGACCUUGCAUACUGCUGGCAAGAAAGAGCAGACCUGGUUGCAGUCAUUCUGUGUUAUUCUUGGGUUCGCUAUGGUAUUGGAAGAGAUUCAACGCACCAUACAAUGCCAUGCCGAUGCAUUGAUCGUACGUAGUGAAGCCACUCCUGAACAAGCCGAGACACAGGCUUUCAACAGUUGCAAAGGCAUAGAUGACCGGUUUAAGCUGCUCGUCGGCCUGUUUCAAUGCAAGUAUCGCGACAAGAAGUGGGGAGAGUAUGGCAGCUUCGGCAAUGGUACGCCAGAGCUAAAGGAGCCCAUCGCGCAUGAAUUCUGCUCCAUAUUGCGCAACAUGGUGGAAUAUAAGCAAGGUCACUUGCGAUCGCGAGAGAACGUGCCAUUCUCGCUCGAAAACCAAUGCCGCUACACCACGAGGCUAACGGCAAGAUUCCUGUUACCAUUCCUGGAUCUGCCCAAAGCAUAGCGAAGCGAGCAUGAGUCUUGGUUUGAAUUACGGAGUCACUUGGCACGAAUGGAUUGACGGCGACCUGGGCUGCGUAGCAACAUCUGUUACCCGGCCGGUCAUCGGCUGAAUCAAAGAUACCCCAACGGAGUUUUCGGUCUCUCAAGAUACGACGAGAGAAUGAGCUGUGAUGCUUUCAGCUCGGCAUGGUUAUACAGGACGGCGGUUUCUGUCCUCACGAUCUAACGAUAGCGGCACUUUGCCCGAAUGCGGCAACAUAAUGUCUUGAACGGCCGCGGAUGGGAAAUGAAUCAAAUGAUGGAAGAGCUAUCUCGCGAAGCACUUCACCGUGCUCGCAACCGCGAGACUAGUACUCAGAUAGGUGAUCACUGGGGAAUCCCUCGUGCUGUAAUGCACAGAAAGGGAUUCCUAGCGUCCCCUCAGCAUAGUGUCAAAAAAUGAAGUCCAAUCAUCCAC
This is a messenger RNA of Pseudocercospora fijiensis CIRAD86, 1800 nucleotides long. RefSeq lists its product as uncharacterized. The transcript has 2 exons. Bases 49 to 1344 code for a protein of 431 amino acids. The record is from RefSeq and is a predicted model, not a curated record. NCBI's taxonomy places the organism in Eukaryota, Fungi, Ascomycota, Dothideomycetes, Mycosphaerellales, Mycosphaerellaceae.